Molecule: messenger RNA, 633 nt
Organism: Microthlaspi erraticum
Lineage: Eukaryota; Viridiplantae; Streptophyta; Magnoliopsida; Brassicales; Brassicaceae
Source: the annotation of a GenBank genome assembly
AUGGGUUUGUUCUCUGAGUUGGUGGAGAGUUCUGGUUUGGAGCCAGAUUCAGUCAGCUUCAUUGGUGUUUUAACAGCUUGUGCUCACUCAGGGAAAGUAGAUAAGGCUGGAGAGUUUUUCAGAUUGAUGAGAGAGAAGCAUUCGAUUGAGCCAUCGGUAAAGCACUACACUUGCAUGGUUAAUGUGCUUGGUGGAGCGGGGCUUCUCGGAGAAGCGGAGGCAAUGAUCAAGAACAUGCCGGUGGAGCAAGACGCGGUUAUAUGGAGUUGUUUGCUUUCUGCUUGCAGGAGAACCGGUGACGUUGAGAUGGCUGAACGGGCGGCGAAACGUUUGGAGGAGCUGGAUCCUGAUGAAACUUGUGGUUAUGUGCUCAUGUCUAAUGCUUAUGCUUCUCAUGGGUUGUUCGAAGAGGCUGUUGAGCAGAGGGUUUUGAUGAAGGAGAGACGAAUGGAGAAGGAAAUAGGGUGCAGUUCGAUUGAAGUAGAUUUGGAAGUUCAUGAGUUUGUGUCUUGCGGGAAAAAGCAUCCCAAAUCCCCAGAGAUUUACAGUUUACUAGGUUUGUUAAAGUGGGAUGUCUCUGCACUAGAGUCAGAAGUUGGCUACUGCUCUUUGCUGAACAACUUUGUCAUUUAA